Messenger RNA from Aspergillus nidulans FGSC A4, 1052 nucleotides. RefSeq names its product 60S ribosomal protein uL11. Gene Ontology annotation, biological process: translation. Gene Ontology annotation, molecular function: structural constituent of ribosome. The transcript has 5 exons. Gene Ontology annotation, cellular component: ribosome. The coding region runs from base 57 to 554 and encodes 165 amino acids. The record is from RefSeq and is a predicted model, not a curated record. Lineage: Eukaryota; Fungi; Ascomycota; Eurotiomycetes; Eurotiales; Aspergillaceae.
CGACACCAACCACCUAACAACACACCAAGGUAGAUCGACGACCUUUCGCACUCGCCAUGCCUCCCAAGUUCGACCCCAAUGAGGUGAAGAUCAUCCACCUUCGUGUGACAGGUGGUGAGGUCGGAGCCCAGUCUGCUCUGGCUCCUAAGAUCGGUCCUCUCGGUCUGUCUCCCAAGAAGAUCGGUGAAGAUAUCGCUAAGAACACUGGCGACUGGAAGGGUCUCCGUGUUACCGUCCGUCUCACCAUCCAGAACCGUCAGGCUCAGGUUUCGGUUGUGCCCUCCGCCUCUUCCCUUGUCAUCAAGGCUCUCAAGGAGCCUCCUCGUGACCGCAAGAAGGAGAAGAACAUCAAGCACACCAAGUCCAUCCCCUUCGACGAGAUUGUUGAGAUUGCCCGUAAGAUGCGCUCUCGCUCUCUCGCCAAGGAGCUCAAGGGUACCGUCCUUGAGAUCCUCGGUACUGCUUUCUCCGUCGGCUGCAAGGUCGAUGGCCGCAGCCCUAAGGACGUCAGCGACGACGUCAAGUCUGGCGAGAUUGACGUUCCCUCCGAGUAAACAAUGGUCUUGAUUCUUAUGGCGUUCGUCAAUAUGUAUUGGGAUGCUAGCUACAGCGAAUAGGAUCAUUGCUUCUACCGGUCAAAAAAAAGGUUUACGAUUCAUGACUUUAGGAUUCCCACUCGCGCUUUCAAUGUGAUUUUUCACGUUUCUUUCAUCGGAUACGGUAAUCUUCGCUAUCUUGAAUGCUUUGCCUGGCUUGGCCAUCGCUCGAAUUUGAGCGGUGAAACCGCAUGCCCAAGGUACCUUUGCAACACUCUGGCUCUUACCGUUCUUUCCCGCCUCCGGGCCUGGAUUGAACAACUACCUCGUGGUAUAGGCUUAUUUUGCGCAAAGGAGAUCAACGACCCUCUACUCACCGCGGUGUUCUCGGACGAAGCAAGCUUCGUCCCGUGGAUACAGUGGUCCAUUUCAUCGGUCUACAUACUCGUAAAAAAUACCAUUUAGCUUGUGCAACAGGUAGACUUCGAUUAGAUAUAGACUUAAUAUCUCAUUUAA